This is a messenger RNA of Anastrepha ludens (Mexican fruit fly), 3626 nucleotides long. RefSeq names its product tRNA nuclease CdiA-like. The record is from RefSeq and is a predicted model, not a curated record. The transcript has 2 exons. Bases 72 to 3437 code for a protein of 1121 amino acids. Gene Ontology annotation, molecular function: phospholipid binding. NCBI's taxonomy places the organism in Eukaryota, Metazoa, Arthropoda, Insecta, Diptera, Tephritidae.
UAUAAAAACCCCUUACUGUGAAAGCUUCGUCAGACAGUCCUAAAUCGUGUGUUAGAAAUUGUGUUAACAAAAUGUUGAAGAAAUUUGUUUGCUUCUUUGUGCUGAUUAGUGUAAUCGAACUCAUCAGCGAAUGGCCAAGCGCCCAUGGAAAUGCUGUAUAUUCAAUAGGGUCUCCUGAAUAUUUCUCAGGAAAUUCGUUCGACUCUGAUAAAGAUUCAUUAAAAGCUGUUGGAGAUUCAAUAAAUUCUACUACAGAUCCAUUAGACUCUGCUAAAGAUUCAUUAAACGCUGCUGGAGAUUCAAUAAAUUCUACUACAGAUCCAUUAGACUCUGCUAAAGAUUCAUUAAACGCUGCUGGAGAUUCAAUAAAUUCUACUACAGAUCCAUUAGACUCUGCUAAAGAUUCAUUAGACGCUGCUGGAAAUUCAUUAAAAUCUGGUGAAGAUUCAUUAGACGCAGCUGGAGAUUCAUUACGCCCUGCUGGAGAUUCAUUAGACUCUGCUAAAAAUGCAAUAGGUUCUGCUGGAGACCCAUUAGAUGCUGCCGGAGGUUCAUCAGAUUCUCUUGCAGGAUCAUUAAAUUUUGAUGGAAAUCCAUUAGACUCUGCUAAAGAUUCAUUAGACGCAGCUGGAGAUUCAUUAAGCCGUGCUGGAGAUUCAAUAAAUUCUACUACAGAUCCAAUAGACUCUGCUAAAGAUUCAUUAAACGCUGCUGGAAAUUCAUUAAAAUCUGGUGAAGAUUCCUUGGACGCAGCUGGAGAUUCAUUAGACCAUGUUGGGGAUUCAAUAAAUUCUACUGUAGAUUCACUGGACGCUGCUGGAAUUUCUUUAGACGCUGCUGGAAAUUCAUUAAAUUCUGCUGGAGAUUCAUUAAAUUCUGCUAAAGAUACAGUAGAUGCUUCUGGAAAUUCAUUAAAUUCUACUGAGGAUUCAUUGGACUCUGCUGGAAAUUUAUUAGACUCUGCUGAAGAUGCAUUAGGCUUUGCUGGAGAUCCAUUAAAGUCUAAUGGAGGUUCACUAGGCUCUGCUAAAGAUUCAGUAGAAGCUGUUGGAGAUCCAUUAUGCUCUGCUGGAGAUUCAUUAGACCUUACUGAAGAUGCAUUAGGCUCUGCUGGAGAUUCAUUAGGCCCAGCUGGAGAUUCCUUAAAUUCUGGUGAAGAUUCAUUAGACGCAGCUGGAGAUUCAUUAAACGCUGCCGGAGAUCCACUAAACCCUGCUGGAGAUUCCUUAGACGCUGCUGGAAAUUCAUUAGACUCUGCUGGAGAUCCAUUGAAUACUAAUGGAGGUUCAUUAGGCUCUGCUAAAGAUUCAGUAGAAGCUGCUGGAGAUUCCUUAGAUGCUGCUGGAGAUCCAAUGGGCUCUGCUGGAGAAUCAUUAGACCCUACUGAAGAUGCAUUAGGCUCUGCUGGAGAUUCAUUAGGCCCAGCUGGAGAUUCAUUAGACUCUGCAGAAGAUUCAUUGGACGCUGCUGGAGAUUCAGUAGACGCUGCUGGAGAUUCCUUAAAUUCUGCUGAAGAUUCAUUAGAUGUAGCUGGAGAUUCAUUAGACCCGGCUAGAAAUUCAUUAGACUCUCCCGGAGAUUCAUUAGACGAUGCUGGAGAUCCACCAAAUCCUGCUGGAGAUUCAUUAAAUUCUGCUAAAAAUUCAGUAGAUGCUUCUGGAAAUUCAUUAAAUUCUACUGAAGAUUCAUUGGACGCUGCUGGAAAUUCAUUAGACUCUGCUGAAGAUGCAUUAGGCUCUGCUGGAGAUCCAUUAAAUUCUAAUGGAGGUUCAUUAGGCUCUGCUAAAGAUUCAGUAGAAGCUGCUGGAGAUUCCUUAGAUGCUGCUGAAGAUUCAUUAGAUGCAGCUGGAGAUUCAUUACACCCGGCUAGAAAUUCAUUAGACUCUCCCGGAGAUUCAUUAGACGAUGCUGAAGAUCCACCAAAUCCUGCUGGAGAUUCAUUAAAUUCUGCUCAAAAUUCAGUAGAUGCUUCUGGAAAUUCAUUAAAUUCUACUGAAGAUCCAUUGGGCUCUGCUGGAGAUUCAUUAGACCCUACUGAAGAUGCAUUAGGCGCUGCUGGAGAUCCACUAAACCCUGCUGAAGAUGCAUUAGACUCUGCCAAAGAUUCAUUAGACUCUGCCGAAGCUACAUUAAACUAUACUGGAAAUCCAUCAGACUCUAUUAGAGGUUCAUUAUACUCUGCUGUAGGCGCAUUACACUCUGCUGAAUAUUCAUUAGACGCUGCUAAAAAUUCAUUAAACUUUGCUAGAUAUUCAUUAAACUCUUACUUAGAUACGUUAGACUCUUAUUCAGAUUCAUUCGGCUCUUAUUCAGAUUCGUUAGACUUUUAUUCAGAUUCGUUAGACUCUAAUUCAUAUUCAUUAGACUCGGCAGGAUAUUCAUUAAACUUUGGUAGAGAUUCAUUAGACCCCUAUUCAGAUUUGUUAGACUCUUAUUCAGCUUCAUUAGAAUCUAAUUCAGAUUCAUUAUACUUUGGCAGAAAUUCAUUAAACUUUGCUAGAGAUUCAUUGGACUCUUAUUCAGAUUCAUUUGGCUCUGAUUCAUAUUCAUUAGGCUCUGUUAGAGAUUCAUUAAACUCUGCUAGAAAUUCAUUACGCCCUGUUAGAAAUUCAUUGAACUUUGGUAGAGAUUCAUUAGACCCCUAUUCAGAUUUGUUAGACUCUUAUUCAGCUUCAUUAGAAUCUAAUUCAGAUUCAUUAUACUCUGGCAGAAAUUCAUUAAACUUUGCUAGAGAUUCAUUGGACUCUUAUUCAGAUUCAUUUGGCUCUGAUUCAUAUUCAUUAGGCUCUGCUAGAGAUUCAUUAAACCCUGCUAGAAAUUCAUUACGCCCUGUUAGAAAUUCAUUAAACUUUGGUAGAGAUUCAUUAGACCCCUAUUCAGAUUCGUUAGACUCUUAUUCAGACUCAUUAGAAUCUAAUUCAGAUUCAUUAUACUCUGGCAGAAAUUCAUUAAACUUUGCUAGAGAUUCAUUGGACUCUUAUUCAGAUUCAUUUGGCUCUGAUUCAUAUUCAUUAGACUCUGCUAGAGAUUCAUUAAACUCUGCUAGAAAUUCAUUACGCCCUGUUAGAAAUUCAUUAAACUUUGGUAGAGAUUCAUUAGACCCCUAUUCAGAUUUGUUAGACUCUUAUUCAGAUUCAUUGGACUCUUAUUCAGAUUCAUUUGGCUCUGAUUCAUAUUCAUUAGACUCUGCUAGAGAUUCAUUAAAUUCUGCUAGAAAUUCAUUACACCCUGUUAGAAAUUCAUUAAACUUUGCUAGAGAUUCAUUAGACUCUUAUUCAGAUUCGUUAGACUCUUAUUCAGAUUCAUUAAGCUCUGAUUCAGGUUCAUUUGGCUCUGAUUCAGGUUCAUUAUACUCUGCCCGAAAUUCAUUAAACUUUGCCAGAGAUUCAUUAGACCCUUAUUCAGAUGCACACUAUGGCAGAUAUGAAAUGAAUUAAAACUUAGAGAAGACCAUUGUAAAUCAAAAUGUUGGCUUUGAAUAUAAAUAUAAUAUUCUUACCAGCGUACUUCUAUUUCUAUUUGUUAUUCGCGUACAUCGAGUAACGAAUUUAGUAACUACCACAAUUGGAAACUGUUUCGGUUAAAAAGAAAUAAAAUUUGCUGAAAAUAUUUUUGAACUGAAAUAA